Molecule: messenger RNA, 6509 nt
Organism: Protopterus annectens (West African lungfish)
Lineage: Eukaryota; Metazoa; Chordata; Ceratodontiformes; Protopteridae
Gene: CRTC1
Product: CREB regulated transcription coactivator 1
Exons: 14
Coding region: 80-1930 (616 amino acids)
Biological process (GO): protein homotetramerization; positive regulation of transcription by RNA polymerase II
Cellular component (GO): cytoplasm; nucleus
Molecular function (GO): cAMP response element binding protein binding
Source: RefSeq, a predicted model, not a curated record
CGCCCUGCGCUAGUACAGUGUGCAUGCACGCCCCGUCACGUCUAGAGAAGGAGGAGGAGGAGGAGGAUGAUAACGAAAGAUGGCGACUUCGAACAACCCUCGGAAAUUUAGUGAGAAAAUUGCUUUGCACAAUCAGAAGCAAGCAGAGGAGACGGCGGCCUUUGAGGAGGUGAUGAAGGACCUCAGCAUCACCAGAGCAGCAAGAUUACAGCUACAGAAGACACAGUAUUUGCAGUUGGGUCAGACCAGAGGUCAAUACUAUGGCGGAUCCCUGCCAAAUGUGAACCAAAUCGGUAACAGUGCUAUUGACCUUCCUUUUCAAACGCCGUUUCAGCCAUCUGGAUUGGACACAAGUAGAACAACACGACAUCAUGGACUUGUGGACAGAGUAUAUCGAGAUCGAAGCAGACUUGGAUCACCUCAUAGACGUCCAUUAUCUGUAGACAAACAUGGACGACAAGUUGAUAGUUGCCCUUAUGGGUCUGUAUACCUCUCACCGCCACCUGAUACAAGUUGGAGAAGGACAAACUCCGAUUCAGCUUUGCAUCAGAGUACAAUGACACCCAGCCCACCCGAAACCUUUACUGCGGGAUCACAAGAUAUGCAACAAAAGAGGGUUUUAUUGGUAGUUCCUGGAAUGGAAGAGGAAACAACUGAAGCAGACAAAAAUCUUGCUAAACAGUUAUGGGACACUAAAAAGACAUCAUCAAGACCUAAGUCCUGUGAAGUUCCAGGAAUUAAUAUUUUUCCAUCAGCUGAGCAGGAAACCACGUCGUUGAUCCCAGCUACACACAACACUGGAGGAUCACUCCCUGACUUGACAAACAUUCACUUCCCCCCACCACUGCAGACCCCACUGGAUCCAGAAGAGCCCGCAUUUCCUGCAUUAAGCAGUUCUAACAGCACUGGGAACCUCACAACAAACUUGAACCACCUUGGUAUCAACACUGUCAGCCAGGGCAUUACAACAACGCAACCAACAGUCACAGGAUCACCUCAACGCCCGCAGACAUCUCUUGCACAGUUGCCACUUAAUCUUAAUGAAUCCAGGAGGCAACAACCCCAGCAACUCUCCCCAACACUCCCUCCGCUUUCUCCUAUUACACAGGCUUUGGCUAUGGAUGCUUUGGCACUGGAACAGCAGCUCCCACCUUACACCUUCUUUACCCAACCAGCACCACAAGUGCAGUUAGUAAGCAGCUUGUCACAAAACAGCACACUGCAGCAGAGUACAGCACUUCAGCGAGGGGUACAGCUUCCUCCACUCUCUGUCACUGUCCCAUCUACAAUUCCUCAGUCUCCCCCAGGCAAUCAGAAUCCUCCAUCCAUGGGGAUUGAUAUCAACUCGGCUUCUCUCCAGCAGUACCGCAGUAAUGCUGGAUCCCCAGCCAACCAGUCUCCCACUUCUCCUGUCUCCAAUCAAGGCUUCUCUCCAGGCAGCUCCCCUCAACAUUCUUCCAUUUUGGGGAGCGUAUUUGGUGAUGCCUAUUAUGAUCAGCAGCUGACUAGUAGGCAGACAAAUGCACUUUCUCACCAGCUGGAACAGUUUAAUAUGAUAGAGAACCCCAUCAGUACCCAUAACCUAUACAGCCAUUGCUCAACACUUAAUUAUUCGCAAGCAGCAAUGAUGGGACUAACGGGGAGUCAUGGCAGUUUACAGGACUCUCAGCAGCUGAAUUACUCCAGUCAUGGAAACAUCCCAAACAUCAUCCUUACAGUUACAGGAGAAUCGCCUCCAAGCCUUUCCAAGGAAUUGUCCAGCACUCUUGCAGGAGUUGGGGAUGUCAGUUUUGAUGCAGAUUCACAGUUUCCUUUGGACGAACUGAAAAUCGAUCCUUUAACACUAGAUGGACUGCAUAUGCUCAAUGACCCAGACAUGGUACUUACUGACCCUGCAACAGAGGACACUUUCAGAAUGGACCGGCUUUAGGGAACAUGCCAGGAAUCAGAGAAGUUCUUUCUGAAUCCAGAUGAACUAAGCACUCAAACCAAUGGGUCGUCCUUUUUAGAUGCAGACUAUUUCUGAGUGGUAGCUCUGUCAUAUAUGAAGAGUUAAGCUUGUCAUACUCAGCUUGCAAAUGCUGCAUACCGUGACUGCGCUAUAUUUUAGUGCUUGCUACCCAUUUCUUUGUUCUGAUUUGACCAGUAUGGUUUUACAUCUUCAUUCAUGCCUCUCAUCUUUUCUGUAGCUGCUGGCAUGCCACUUCUGUUAUCCAGGAUCCAUGCUCCUAUAUGGAAGAGCACUGCCCAUGCACCUUUGACAUUUUCUUUGAGAACAUUUUUUUUUUUGUAAUCCAGUACAUUUCUUCAGAAGACUUUGUUUCAUGAAGACUGCUGUUUCUGUUUUUGAUUCAUUUUUUCCACCAUAAAGACUGGUUCUUCCCAGAUCAUUAACUUUUCCCCUACUUUUGUCCAGUGCUAGGUUGAGAGGUAUACUCCAUUCUCUUUCUGAGAUUCAUCAUCAUGUUUUGCACUAUAUGUAAUUUUUGUGGAUUGGUGCCACAAAGUAAGGGAAUAUAAGAAAAACUUCUUACCAUAGGCAUUGCUGUUUGUCCUGCAGAUUUUCUUGGAAGAGGUUCUUGUCCAUCAAACAGACAUGAAAGCAACGCUAAAAAAAUAUUCUAAAAUGUGGAGGGAAAGAGUCACUGGGCAUGAAACCUUUGUUUGCAUCAUCAAAAUUCAAGUCACACAAUCUGUAUGAACAUACGAGUGAAUGUAACAUUGUGGUGCUCAUUAUUACUAAAACAGAAAACAAUGUAUAAACUUUCAUCCUGAAAGUGUACCUACUUGAUUUCUUUCCAAGUUCUGGUAUUAUUGAUAUUAAACUAAUUUCAGCAGAAACAAAAGUGGAAACUCCACAAGCAGUUCUUGAACUCCCAGGAGUAUGCAAACUUUAUCCCUUUAUCUUAAAGAGCAACAAAUCAACUGUUUUGCUAUUAAAAGUAAAGCUGUGUGCAAGAUAUUUAAAAAAAAUCCUUAAUUGAAUUUUGUUGAUUAAAACCUGAAUUGUUUUGUUUUGCUUGUGAUGAGCCCUCCCUUUCAUUGCUGUUGAUGGGUCAUGCUUCUCCUCUUUCAGAAACUUUGCUCUGGUUUUUCUUCGACAGAUUAACAACUCAUUGCAUUUGGCAUCUUGUGCAUUUGCUGUUUGUUUUUAUUUAUUUACUUACUUAAUGUAUUUUAAGUGGUUACAUCCACUUGCAUCCACUGCCUGUUUUCUUUACUUCUAAUACAAGAAUUGUUUGUAUUUUGUUGUUCUCCUUGCCAAAUACAGGUUGGAUUUUUAUCAUUAUUUGUUAAUGGUCAACACUAGUCAGGUUUUUGUAUUCCCAAACUGACUUAAGUACUAUAGGGUUUGUUUAACAGGAUGGUGAAAAGAUCCUUUAAAAUAGCUACAGAGUUGCAUAUUCCUAGGCAGACCUAUGUAUUGCACUUAAGUAUAUAUGGAUUUAGAUGUCUUUUAAAAGACAUUUGCAUUCAAGUUCUGGUUCUUUUUAUGAGGUGAAUCCAGCAAAAUGUGAGGUCUUAACAAAGAUCUGCAGUGAACUAGGGCCAUAAAUGUCUGUUCAGCUUUCAUUACCCUGAUGUGAAAACUUCUCAGACACCAUAAGAAAAUGUAUUUUCAUUUGCCAUGCUGAAUUAUCAAGUUUAUGUGCACUUGUUCCGUAAUGAUUGCAGUAAUGUUUUGGAAAAAAUGCUGUCACUGUUUUUCAACAGACUUAUAGUCUGUGAUAUUUAAGUUUAAUUUAUUUUAUUGUUUGACACAGAACAAUCUUUUCUCAGCUUGAAUGGCUUAUCAGUCUUAGAUUUAUAGCUUAAACAUUUAAUAGAUUAUGGCCAAUUACAGAAUAAUGUUGCUGACUUUUUCCAAACCGUUUGCUGUAUCAUUUGCAGUAGGCUUGCAUAACUGGGAAGAUGGUGAGGGUAGCGUUCUUUUGAGGAAAAGUGCCAAGGGCUGAAUGGGUGGAUUUUGAGAGGAGAGUUAACUAAUUAAUUUAAAAAAAAUCAAGAAGAAAGUGCACAUUUUUAUAUUAUUCUUUUUCAGUUGCAAGUUAUGAAAACUUGCCAAGAUAGUCUGUAUUUUGGGAGUCAGUGUUGAAGUGCCUGUUUUCACAUAUGUAGGAGAACUCUGGAGAAAAAAUGAAGAAAGAGACAACCGCAUACUGUAAGAGUGGAAAUAACAGAAUAGCAACGGUUCUGAUUCUGUAUUAUACAUACUUAGCAAAUUUUCAUUACAUUCCUGAAACAUGUUCCCAAUUACCUCUACAUUUCCUAUCACGCAGCCAGCAUUUGAUAUCUACAAAGAAAAAUACUCUGAAAUCUGCUUGUGGUAUAAAAAUACUAAACCAAGAAGAAACUUUGCAGUGAGGAGGGUAUGAUAUUCACUUAAUUCACUUAAUAAAAAUCGAACUGUAAAAUACGUGCUACAAAAUAGUCAAGUAGAAAAUAGUAGGUAGUCCACAGCCUGAGUUAAAAAUAGAAUAUCCUUUAUUGAAACAUCAUUUAUUAAAACCACCUAUGCAGACAUUCAAAGCAAAAAUACUAAACCCUUCUGUACUUUUAGUGCUUGUAAGCCGUACAGAUGUCCUGCCAUUAUUCCUUAGUAAAUUGCCUUUCUAGUCUUUCUUCCAAUGUCUUCUAACCUCAUCUGAUUUAUUCUUACACUUGUCAUGCAAUAUUUUGUAUGCCCUUAUGUUCCCUUUUUAACAGCAGCUUUUGCUCUAAAUUUAACUGAAAAUUGUGCAGGAGCUGGUCUUUCAUUUAAGUACUCUCCGUCCCUUUCUUUUUGUGCAUACGUUGUUAUUCCCUGGAUGGGAAGGCAGUCUCUAACUUGCAUUCCAAACGUCUGCUUGGCCUCACUCUACUCGACUGUCUUUCCCUCUCUAGUUGUUUAGUAACUUGGUUCCAUUGCCAGUUUUCUCCAGUAAAUUCCAGCCCCCCCCCUUAUCUUUUUACCCCUAUUUGCAGUCAUCCUUGUUGACAAGCACUCAUUUCUACAUUCCCAUGUUAUCUUGGUUCUUAGAGUACUUUGUUAGUUUAAUAAUGUAAUAUUCUGUAGAGUGGUGUUGGUUCUCCUUAAGGACCUGCAUUCAGAAUCCUACUCUGCCAUUGUUUUUCUACACUCCCCCCUUUCAUGUUCUAAUUUAAAACUUGAGUAAGAGAGUUCACAAUGACAGCCUUGGCAAGGAAGCCUUUUUGCAUUCAUUUUUUGGAGCAGAAUAUGGUACUCUGCUUCAGAGAGUCAGCAGAACUCCAAUGUAGAAUUGCUGCUGAAAUGCCUCUAAGAUGUAGUGCAGCAGGGCAAAGCUGGGCUUGGGGAUUCAAAUUUAUUGAGUGUAUUGGUCCAUAAACCAAGUAAAGCCAUUGGAAGAGAGGAGGUUCUGUUGAACACCUGUCCCAAGAAGAUUCUGACUGUCUAGUUUGUACCAGCUGUUGUAAUGCCACUGUUAGAUUUUGAUUUUAAAAAAAGAGGCUCUCAAGACACAGAACAUAUAUUUAAAUGUCUGCUGAUAGACGGUAAUUAAAAAAAAACUGAUAAAAGAUUAUCUGCAUGCUAAGGUAAAAGAGGCUGGCAAGCUGUAUGUUGUUCAGCCCUAAUAUAGAAGCAACCACUUGAAAAUGUAUAAAAUGAACAGUAUUUUAUUUUCUCUGCAUGCAGCUGUACCCAGUAGUUUAUGAAGUUAUAUGUUUAACAGAUUGUGUGUUAUAUAUCGGUUGAGUAAACACAGAUAAUGAUAUUGAGUUGUAUUACUUUCUAUCCCUCGAACAAGAAUCAGUUUUUCUACUGCUGAAACAAAAAUCCACUUACCUGUUUAUACAUUGUGGUCCUUCUGUUCUCAGAGCCAUUUGAGACUUUUUGGUUAGGAUGUUUUUUAUCUGUUAAGAUGCAUCUUAGUGUUGGCAUCUAUUAAAUCAGUGUUGUCAGUGAAUUGGUAUGGCAGUGGUGUUGGUAGGGGUGGGGUGAAAGGGGUUGCUGCCCUUAGUGCAUGAUGGCAGGGGGCAUGAUCAGGAGAUGUGUAGUGCAGUACCAGAAACAAAUUUUGAUAUCGCUUUUGUGAACAGAACUGCAUACUGAGUCAAUUCACCUCUUCUAUGGCAUAUGUUGUAGCAAGCUGCUUGCUACAGUUUCAACCAUUUUUCUCCUAAGAGCACAGCAUGGAAAAUGGACCUGUCUGGCUCCUGAUGUUAGGAUCAUCAUCCACAUUGGAACGGACCUUUACUUUUUGCUCCUCAACUUGUGCUGAGAAGCAUCAGAUCAGGGAAUGUUACUGGGCAGUAGAUGAGCCAGCUAGGGGCUCUGUUGCAUUGUAUACUGUUUUGGCCUCCUUUGUUCAUAAUGCAUUACUUUCUGCCAGCAGGUCAAGACCUCUCCCUUCCAUAACAUUCAGUUUGCUGAAAUGUAAGUCUUUUAUCACCUUCUAACACUGAAACUGUGAAAUUUUCCUGCCUUACUAAUAAAUAAAAAAAAAAAAAUUACUGGUUUGGGAAUAUAAAAACCAUGAAUACAUUAA